AUGUCAAGCGGAGCCAUCAAGCCUCAAGAGACUGCUCCUCAACUGCAGUCAUCUGUGGAGGCCCUAGCCUGUAGUCAGGCAGCAGGAGCAAAGUCAUCUUCUUCUUCUGAAUAUGUCACCUGUGCCUCCUCUCAAUCCAAGCUUCCCCGUCAUGAUCAGGAUGGGCCCUAUAACGCCCAAGAGGAUGCCCCUCAGCAUCAGUCACCAGUGGAGGCCCCAGCUUGUAUUCAGGAAGCAGGAGGAGAUUCCUCCCCCUCUGAAUAUUUUACCUGUGUGGCCUCCCCUUCCAGGCUUCCCCAUUCUGAUGUGGAUGGACCCUGCAACACUCAGGAGGAUGCGCCUCAAUGUCAGUCACCUGUGGAGGCCCCAGCCUGUAGUCAGGCAGCAGGAGUAAACUCCUUUAUAUCUGAAUAUUCCAGCUUUGGAUGUUCUCCAUCCAAGCUGUCCAUUCCUGAUGAGGAUGAAAACCCAAUUGACCAUGAGCACAGCUUAGAGAUCAGAGCCCAGGAAAAAGGGGAGGAGGCUAACAGUCCAGUACAGCCUCCCGCUCUGAGCAGGUAUCCCAGCACUAAGACGCCUGAGUGGCUGGUGGCCCAGGACAGUGGGUUCAGGUGCAUGGCCUGCUGCCGGGUGUUCCCCAGUUUAGAAGUCCUCCAGGAGCAUGUGGAGUGCGGGGUCAGGGAGGGCUUCAGCUGCCAUGCUUUCCAUAAUGCCAUGGCUCAUCUAAAGAACAAAUAUCUUAAAGAUGAACAAGAGAACCAAGGAGGCAACAUGUAG
Messenger RNA from Pipistrellus kuhlii (Kuhl's pipistrelle), 777 nucleotides. RefSeq names its product protein FAM170A-like. Gene Ontology annotation, cellular component: nucleus. Lineage: Eukaryota; Metazoa; Chordata; Mammalia; Chiroptera; Vespertilionidae. The transcript has 5 exons. The record is from RefSeq and is a predicted model, not a curated record. Bases 1 to 777 code for a protein of 258 amino acids. Gene Ontology annotation, biological process: fertilization.